Molecule: messenger RNA, 1309 nt
Organism: Toxotes jaculatrix (banded archerfish)
Lineage: Eukaryota; Metazoa; Chordata; Actinopteri; Toxotidae
Gene: triap1
Product: TP53 regulated inhibitor of apoptosis 1
Exons: 1
Coding region: 233-457 (74 amino acids)
Source: RefSeq, a predicted model, not a curated record
GUCCAUCGGGAAUUGUGCAGAGUGUCUGCUCUUCUAAAUACACAAUCUCUGAUACGUCCUGACGUCGUUACGUUCAACGUCCCUCUCCAACCAUCCAAUCACAUCCCGCGGUUCAAGGUGAGUCGCGCAGUCGCGCAGAGUGCAUGUUGUUGACGCCGCUGCCGGUUUGAAAACAGUGGGUUAAAUCCCCCAGGUGUCGUUUUUCCGUCGCGUCUGGACGUUUUUACCGGAGAUGAACAGCGUCGGGGAGGCCUGUACCGAGCUGAAGCGGGAGUACGAUCAGUGCUUCAACCGCUGGUUCGCCGAGAAGUUCCUGAAAGGAGACCGGAGCGGGGACCCGUGCACGGAGACCUUCAGGAAGUACCAGCGGUGCGUUCAGAAGGCCAUCAAGGAGAAGGACAUCCCGAUCGACGGAGUGGAGUUCAUGGGCCCCAACAAGGACAAACCGGAGAGCUGAUGGAGAGGAGACCCGGACCGGUCAUCCGUACCGACACCGAUACUUCGCAGUGUCCACGAGGCCCAUUGAGCAUGCGCAGAAGUAGAGCUGAUGCAGGAUAACGAGGCUAAGCGCGGGCGCGCGCGCCUCUGUGUGCGUGUAUGUGUGUGUGUGUGUGUAUAUGAGACUGUGUGCUCGUGUUAAAGCUGCUGCUUGUGUUUUUGAGUUUAUUUAACGUGGGGGUGCGCGUGGCUGGACUGAACUCCUGAGGGGCUGGAGCUGAAACAGUUUGACAGUUAAUCGAUUAGUGAUCGACAGGAAAAUCAUUAACAGCUGUUGUGACGAUUGUUUAAUUUAUUUGAGAAGUUUUUCAAGCAAAAAUGCCAACGAAGUGCUUGAUCCUGCUCCUCCAACGUGGGGAUUUUGGGAGCUUCUCACUGUGGACUUAAUAUGUUACAGCUGUAGACAUGUCUGAAGAUGUCACUGGUCAGUCAUUCAAUAAUCAGUGAUCAAUAAUGACACGAAAAACAGAAAAUGAAUUGCUUCAGUCAGUUUUCAAGACCCACCCACCCACGACACCUGGGACUGAUUUCUCUAGUUCCUCCGGUGUGAAUUACUGACUUUGAAUUUGAAGACGUCACCUUGGACACUGGGACACUGGGGACCUGUGAUGGACAUUUUUCUUUACCAUCAGACAUUUAAACUGGAAAAGUAACUACAAGAUCAGCUGAUGGUGAAAAUAAUGAUUAUUUGUAGCCCUGUCCGUUGCAGCAGUUACUUUAAUGUUGAGCCCUUUUCUCCUAUGAUCAUGACUCUGUUCUGACAUUUUUCUUUAUUAAUCUGACUUUUUUUUUUUAAUAAAAUUUUCUUUUU